CCCCAAAGUGGCCCCGUUCCUAUCCACCGAAUUUAACCCUUUUUAGCAGGGAAUGCUGCCCGGCAGCCUAGACAUCAGAGCAGCUCGCACCAUGCCAACAUACCACCAUAAACGCAACAGCAGCCGGGCAGUCGAGAGAACUCCUGGAGCCGUGGGUGCCUGGGUGGCUAGCUGUAGGUCUUCCUUCUUGCUUCCCUACACAUCCGAUCCCUUACCCUAGGGGCACAUCUCGCGCUCUUGCGCUGCGACGGCGAAUUGGCAAUGAGUGAGCAAGACGGGCAGCACGUCGGGGGCAGCCCGCCGGACGCGGCCAUCGAGUCCUUCUCACAGCUCCCCUUCGUGCGCCCCAAGCCCCCGCAGCCGGCGUCCUCGUCCAGUCCGUCGUCGAUCCGGCUGUUCGGCUUCGAGGUCCCACCCGACGCCGCCACGUCCUCCACCGCAACCAGUGACGCUACCGCCGCCAGCGCCACCGUAGCGGGCCAGGCGGCGGCGUCGGGCGCGGCGGGUGCAGGUGCAGGUGCAAGCGAUGGCACCGGCGGAGGGCGCAAGUUCGAGUGCCACUACUGCUGCCGGAACUUCCCGACGUCGCAGGCGCUGGGCGGGCACCAGAACGCGCACAAGCGGGAGCGGCAGCACGCGAAGCGCGCGCAGUACCAGAGCGCGAUGGCCAUGCAUCACGCCCACUACCCAGGCCACCCCCACGCGUACCCCGCCUUCACUAGCUACCACCAGCAGCAGCGCUUCGGCAUGGCGCGCUACGAGCCCCCACCGCCGGGACCGCCGCCGCACUACCCCUCGUGGUCCCCGCAGGCUGCUCCGCCAGUGGUGCCCAGAUACUACGGCAGGGCCUGCUCCCUGUCGCAGCCCAUCAACGGCAGCCCCAUCCCGGCUGCCGCUCUCUGGCGGGUCCCGGCCGUCACCGCGGCCGCGCCACUGGUGCGCCAAGAGCGGCCGACGCCGCUGUCCUUGGGCGGACGUGACGAGGAGGAGGCAAUGACAGGAGCAAGAAGAGGGAACGUCGUAGCUGCAAGACAGGUAGGCUCGCGCUCUUCCUCCUCGUCAUCCACGGCGUCGCAGCACGAACGCCGCCGGGCAGGUGCUGCUGAGAACAGAGAGAACGUGAGUCUGGAUCUCACUUUGUAAUUCUAGACGAACAGUGGGUGUUAUCAUUUAGCGGGUUCGUGCAGACUGAGAAAACUAUUAUUCUCUAGCUCUUGAAUUUGUUUAGGCAGUGGCCUUCAGUUGAGAGACUCAUUUGUUCGAUUUUUAUCUAAUUCUUGGGUUCAAUUUCUUUUUGAAAAAUGCGAGACAAAUGAAUGGAAAAAAAAAACUUGGGGCC
This is a messenger RNA of Zea mays, 1339 nucleotides long. RefSeq names its product zinc finger protein 8. The transcript has a single exon. Lineage: Eukaryota; Viridiplantae; Streptophyta; Magnoliopsida; Poales; Poaceae. Bases 262 to 1143 code for a protein of 293 amino acids. Gene Ontology annotation, biological process: response to gibberellin; trichome morphogenesis; trichome differentiation. The record is from RefSeq and is a predicted model, not a curated record. Gene Ontology annotation, molecular function: DNA-binding transcription factor activity.